UCCGAGAGUGUUGUUAACCUCGAAAUGUCAACUGGUGCUCAUUUAAAUUUCAAUUUCAACAACGAAUAGAGAGCGAAGAAAAAUAAAAAAAAACGAAAAAAACAAACAAUGUAUAAUCGAUUUUCGUAUACAGUCUCGAGGUCAAUCCAGGCCGUAUUGAAUGGAAACUUUAGUAAAUGUUUGCAGUUCAGUCGAUCAACUUCGAUACUGGCAUGCAAAUUCAGUACGAUACCGGUUUCGCGACAGAGUUAUGUAAUAAAUUAUGACAAAAUUCGUAUCGCAUCCAGUACAAUAAUAAUGGGCCAACCGUAUUCCACAGAUGCACAGAUUAUAGUGCCAAUUGUCAGCUAUGAAGAAGUUAAAGAUCUACCAAAUCAUCCGGAAAAAACAUUGAUUGAUGUCAGAGAGCCGAAUGAACUACAGGAGACUGGAAUUAUUCCAACUUCAGUUAAUAUACCUUUGGGUGAAGUUAAUACUGCAUUGAGUUUGAGCGACGGUCAAUUCAAAACGAAAUAUAAUCGAAGCAAACCGAAACUUACUGACGAAGUAAUCUUCCACUGUAGAAUUGGGAUGCGAUCGGAGAACGCAGCAAUCGCAGCCAAUAAAUUGGGCUACUCAAAUGUCAAGAACUACAAAGGGUCAUGGUUGGACUGGGCAGAACGUGAAGGACUACCUAAAUAAUUUCCAUUUUACCAAAGAAUUCGUUCAAUAAAAUUUCAUAAAAAAAUAAAACUAAAGUUGCAUUUAUUUGUAUACUUAAAAGAUAAAAUGAAUGCUCAAAACUCGGUUUUGCAUCAGCAUAAAUUAUCAUUUUUAUUUAUUCCACACAUUAAACAUCACAUUUUGAUUACAUUGUUUUUCCCUUUGAGUCUUUCCAAUUUCUUCAUUUCGCUUAAUUGUCGCACAAAUGAUUUCCAUGUUAGUUUUUUUUUUCAUUCAAAUGUGUCCUGAAUUGGUAUGUAUAUCAAUUCUCAAUUUUGAUUUGUGUUCGCAUGCAGACUUAUUCUGUGGAUCUACCUGGUGUAAAAUAAUUAAAAUAAAAGUUGUUUUUUUUCUCUUUUAUUUUCUUGACAAAAAUAAUUCACUUUUUGUUUCUCGUGCCAUUUAAAAAAAAGGGAAAAAAAUAGAUUCAACAAAAUAAACAUUCAUAAAUAAUUUUCAAUCACAACAAUUCAAAGAUCCCCCAAUUCGAUUCAUUAAAAAAAAUUAUUCAAAAUAUCGCGGAAAAAAAAUAAAUAUAUUCUUGUUAUAAAGUGAGACGGGGAUUAACUUAAAAUACUUUCGAUUUUUUGCGUUUGAUGCCGGUAUCGGCUUUCAACGAUUUCUUCUUUUUCAAGCGGCGACCGUCUUUGGUCAGGCUUGAUUUGAAACUGACUUUUGACUUGAGCCGUGAACCGGCGCCCGAUGUGCCCGCACUGUUGAACCCACUUCGCAGUUUAAUGGCUGAACUCUUAAUUUUCGUACUCUGUACAAUCGACGACUGACCGAUUAACAUUGAUGAUGUUGAUGCGGAUGUUUUGCGUAGGAAAUUGCCUCCCAUUGGUUUUUUCGGUGCAUUCGGAAAUUUAAAUGGAUUAAAUGUGGUGGAUGGUUGUGGCAGUAAUUGAUAUGAACAACAUGGUACGUCUGGAUCGAAUGACGAAGUGACAGUUGGCUGAUCGAUGAAUGCCGACAAUUCGACAUCGGAUGCGGAAACGGCUGUAUUUGGUGUGCUAUUCGCAGGUACUGUAUCGUCUGACUUUAAAUUCAAAUUACUUAUGGCAUUCAUGUCCAGAUCAAGGCCGCCCGUGGCAUUAUUAUCCUUUGGCUCAAUUUUGUCACCACCACUGCCGCCGCUGCCGCCGACGCCACCGACCGAGGUGAACUUUUUAUUGGCCACCACUUUUUGGCGUUUGGUCGGUAUCGGAGCGGUGGUUGAUGUGGACGUAAUCACAUCGCACAAAACCUUUCCCUUUUUUCGGCUCAACGACACAUUUGUCGAUUUCUCCUUUUUGCCGUAGGAUAUUGAUGGUUUGUUAGUGGUGUGACGCUCUUUGUUUUCUUUACACACAUCAGUUGUUAGUGGUGAACUGCAUGCAGUGGAUGUUUUUAGAGAU
This is a messenger RNA of Sitodiplosis mosellana (orange wheat blossom midge), 2096 nucleotides long. Its product is annotated as rhodanese domain-containing protein CG4456-like. The transcript is spliced from 3 exons. Gene Ontology annotation, cellular component: mitochondrion. NCBI's taxonomy places the organism in Eukaryota, Metazoa, Arthropoda, Insecta, Diptera, Cecidomyiidae. The record is from RefSeq and is a predicted model, not a curated record. Gene Ontology annotation, molecular function: thiosulfate-cyanide sulfurtransferase activity. Bases 109 to 681 code for a protein of 190 amino acids.